GUUCGCCUGUGGAUCAUUACAAGGAACGAAAAAAGGACUCACCCACCAUUAUUCAGGUCGGAUUCCAGCCCCUCCCUCCCACAACCCCCCCAUUCUCCACGAAAAACAAUUCCCCCUCCGCCCCCCCUUCCGAAACACAACAUCGGUCCUGUGUGAAGGAGGAGCGACAGCAGAGAGAAUCCAUCCUUACACUCUCCGGUCGCGUCUAGUUCCACCUGCCCAACAUGAGUGACGCGCAGGCAAGCGAGGCGGAGAAGAACAUUGAGAUAUGGAAGGUGAAGAAGCUGAUCAAGCGGCUUGAAGCUGCUCGAGGAAACGGAACCAGCAUGAUCUCUUUGAUUAUCCCGCCCAAGGAUCAAGUCUCUCGAGCUGCGAAGAUGUUGGCUGAAGAAUACGGUACCGCCUCCAACAUCAAGUCGCGUGUCAACCGGCAGUCUGUGCUCUCCGCCAUCACGUCCACCCAGCAGAGGCUCAAGCUGUACAACAAGGUCCCGCCCAAUGGACUUGUCGUCUACUGUGGCGAAAUCUUGACUUCCGAAGGCAAGGAGAGAAAGGUCAACAUCGACUUCGAGCCCUUCAAGCCCAUCAACACGUCCCUCUACCUCUGCGACAACAAGUUCCACACCGAGGCGCUAGCCGAGCUACUCGAGUCGGACCAGAAGUUCGGGUUCAUUAUUAUGGACGGUAACGGCGCCCUGUUUGGCACCCUGAGCGGCAAUACCCGAGACGUCGUCCACAAGUUCUCGGUCGAUCUACCCAAGAAGCACGGUCGUGGUGGUCAAUCUGCUCUUCGUUUCGCCCGUCUCCGUGAAGAGAAACGGCACAACUACGUCCGCAAGGUUUCUGAGCUUGCGGUCCAGAACUUCAUCACCAACGACAAGGUCAACGUUGCGGGCAUCAUCUUGGCAGGGUCUGCGGAUUUCAAGAACGAUCUCAACGCGUCCGACAUGUUCGACAACCGUCUACAAACCAAGGUCAUCAAGGUCGUGGACGUCUCAUACGGCGGCGAGAACGGCUUCAACCAGGCCAUUGAACUGUCGUCCGAGACUCUGGGCAACGUCAAGUUUAUUCAAGAGAAGAAGCUGAUUGGCAAGUACUUCGACGAGAUCAGCCAGGACACGGGCCGUGUUUGUUACGGUAUCGAAGACACUCUCAAGGCACUGGAACUCGGCGCUGUCGAGACCCUCAUUGUCUUCGAAAACCUCGAGAUUAACCGCUGGGUGCUCAAGGAUUCUGCAGGCGCCGAGAUUAUUCUUCACACCACCAAGCAACAGGAGGCUAGCAACCGAGACAAGUUCAUGGACAAAGAAACCGGCCAGGAGAUGGAGAUUGUCUCUCAGGAGUCCUUCCUAGAAUGGAUUGCCGAGCACUACAAAGACUUUGGAACAACUCUUGAGUUUGUGUCAGAUCGGUCUACCGAGGGCAACCAGUUCGUCAAAGGCUUCGGUGGAAUUGGCGGCAUCCUUCGGUACAAGGUCAACUUCGAGCAGCUAGCUGACCUGGACGACGAUGAUGAUUACUACGACGGUAAGAUAGCCGGGUGGCAACCCUUGGGGGGCCCACAAACGCUAACUUAGCCUGUAGAUUGACAGUUUGAAUCCCUCGUUGACAACGAGGGACCAAGCGCUCAAGUAACCCCGUCGAAGCGGGCAUCU
Molecule: messenger RNA, 1655 nt
Organism: Phialemonium atrogriseum
Lineage: Eukaryota; Fungi; Ascomycota; Sordariomycetes; Cephalothecales; Cephalothecaceae
Exons: 4
Coding region: 225-1577 (450 amino acids)
Biological process (GO): cytoplasmic translational termination
Cellular component (GO): cytosol; translation release factor complex
Molecular function (GO): translation release factor activity, codon specific; sequence-specific mRNA binding
Source: RefSeq, a predicted model, not a curated record